AUGCAAGACCUCCGAAAACCAUCUAUCAAGGUCCUGGACUCGGACCAGGUCAAUGAUGCUAGUGCUCAGGCUCUGGCCGACCAAAACUCCACUAAUGUCAUGAUGAUUAAGGCAGAAGAAGAUUGGCACGCCCCAUUUAUGGUCUUGAUCACCAACCAGAUGGCACAAGAGGACAAGAUAGAGCAUGAAAAAAUAGCUCGACGCAGUGCAAACUAUGUCGUCAUCGACGAGGAGCUCUACAGGAAAGUUGCAUCCACAGGCAUCCUAAUGAAGUACAUUUUGCAUAGCGAGGGCCUCGAACUCCUGCAUGAAAUCUACUCAGGAACAUGCAGCAACCACGCCGCCUUGGGCACUUUGGUCAGCAAUGCCUUCCGCUCUAGUUUCUACUCACCAACAACGGUAGCCAAUGCAAAAGAGCUUGUCCAAAGGAGCAAAGGGUGCCAAUUCUUCUCCAAGUAG
Setaria italica (foxtail millet) is the source of this 459-nucleotide messenger RNA. RefSeq lists its product as uncharacterized. The record is from RefSeq and is a predicted model, not a curated record. The transcript has a single exon. Bases 1 to 459 code for a protein of 152 amino acids. NCBI's taxonomy places the organism in Eukaryota, Viridiplantae, Streptophyta, Magnoliopsida, Poales, Poaceae.